AUGACCGGCGCUGUGGUUCAGUUUCUGGAAGGAGAACUUCUCAUAGUGUGUUUGUAUUCCAAUCCAGGUGGACGCUUUGCCUCAAGGGAAAAAAUGAGCCUUCUAAAGAACUGCCGAAGUUUUCUGUCAAACUUUUUCUUCAUUCCAGUGGGCAUGUUGCAGCGAAAUUCCAAUAUGACCAGGUUAUGGAUGUUCCCGCUUUCUUCCUUGUCCGAAGCAGAGAAGGUUCUAGGAGAAAUAUCUAAUUAUAAAGUUCAGUUGGAGGCGGUAAAAGCCAAAAUCAAGUCUGCUAAAUCAAAAGAUGAGUCUGAAUCUCUUAAAUUUACUCAAAAGAAACUGAUUAACAAGGCAGGUUGCAAGUUUCUUAUAUUUGCGCACCAUCAGCCAAUGAUAGAUGCGAUACAUGAGUGCCUUCUUAAGAAAAAAGUGGGUUGCAUCUGGAUUGAUGGAGGUACACCCGCUGCAUCAAGGCAACAAUUGGUUACAGAUUUCCAGGAAAAGGAUUAUAUCAAGGCAGCUGUACUAUCCAUUAAAGCGGGAGGAGUUGGAUUAACUUUAACUGCUGCAAGCACAGUUAUCUUUACAGAACAAUCCUGGACUCCAGGUGACCUAAUUCAGGCCAAAGAUCGUGCAUAUAGAAUUGGUCAGGGAUGUGGUGCAAUUCAAACCGGAUAAUUUGGGGGCAGAUGUUAGAUGCCCAUGAGAACACCUUAGCUGUGUCAAAUAAUCAGCCAUUGAGUAUCCCUCCAAAGCAUACUACUAUUGGGCAUAGCCCUUCAAAGCAGAGAACUCUUGACCAGUUUGUCAGAAGAUGUGAUAACGUGGAUAGGUCGGAAGUCGGAACAUCAUCCUGACCGGAAACGGCCCUCUCGGUCAUGACUUGUGAGAUAUGCAAAAUGGAUUUCUAUUUUCACAGAUACAUGGCCAGUGGCAAGUGAAUAGGAACUUAAAUGUUGAUGUCUACAUGCAGAAGUUUCCCUGUAGUAUUAACCAGAUGUGCUUACAUGGGGAAUUCACCUUUGAUGACACAAAUGCCGUUUUGAAGCUGAAAUCCAUUGUACAACAAAUAAUAGAUUGAGUAUAACUGGCUACACUAAACUAUGUUACCUGUACUGGAGAUAAUGGUUUGAAUAUGUGAAAUAUGUAUUGGAAGAAAAUGUUGAUAAAGUCACCCAUUAGAUUUUAGGUUUCCACUUCUUGUUCUUAACUUUUUGCUCCCCUAUGUUUUGUUUUAGUUUGGGGCUCUGUACAGAGUAUGACAUCAUAUAUGAAGUUAUGAACGAGACUUGUAAAUUUCUUUACUCCA
Arachis ipaensis is the source of this 1306-nucleotide messenger RNA. The record is from RefSeq and is a predicted model, not a curated record. NCBI's taxonomy places the organism in Eukaryota, Viridiplantae, Streptophyta, Magnoliopsida, Fabales, Fabaceae.